Messenger RNA from Juglans microcarpa x Juglans regia, 2319 nucleotides. Its product is annotated as LRR receptor-like serine/threonine-protein kinase FEI 1. The coding region runs from base 132 to 1919 and encodes 595 amino acids. Gene Ontology annotation, molecular function: protein kinase activity; protein binding; ATP binding. The transcript has 13 exons. Lineage: Eukaryota; Viridiplantae; Streptophyta; Magnoliopsida; Fagales; Juglandaceae. The record is from RefSeq and is a predicted model, not a curated record. Gene Ontology annotation, biological process: protein phosphorylation.
GUGCAGCUUUCUUUCUUUUGCGACUUCUAGAUAUAUCAUCACCAAGAGAACUAUAUGUUCACGGCAGGCAUUCUAGAGUUUGGUGCGUUAGAUGAUUUGUAAUAGCUAUAUUAUGCUUGAUCAGUGCCACUAUGGGCUUCUGUUUGAUGGAAUGGCGAGGGCUGUGGCUUCUUUGUGUUCUACUGACUAUUACCGUAACGAACAAAAUUAGAGCCAUCAGUCCUGAUGGUCAGGCACUUCUAAGUUUCAGGACAGCAGUGGUUAGUUCAGAUGGAGUUCUUCUUCAUUGGAGACCUGAAGAUCCGGACCCAUGCAAUUGGAAGGGUGUGAAAUGUGAUCCAAAAACAAAGAGAGUAAUAUACUUGAGUAUUCCUUAUCACAAAUUGAGUGGAUCUCUAUCUCCUGAUCUUGGGAAGCUCGAUCAAUUGAAGAUUUUAGCUCUACAUAACAACAACUUCUAUGGUGCAAUUCCUUCAGAGUUGGGAAAUUGCUCACAAUUACAGCGAAUAUACUUGCAGGGUAAUUACUUGAGUGGAUCCAUUCCCAGUGAAUUGGGAGAGCUUCCGGAGCUUGAAACUUUGGAUAUUUCAAGCAACUCUCUGAGUGGAUAUAUCCCUCGGUUACUUGGGAAGUUGGAUAAGCUUAUUUAUUUCAAUGUGUCAACUAAUUUUCUAAUUGGAUCGAUACCCUUGGAUGGUGUGCUAAUCAACUUUACAGAAAGCUCCUUUGUUGGAAAUCGUGGUUUGUGUGGUAAGCAAGUCAAUGUGACUUGCAAAGAUGAUGGAGGGCCCGGAACAAAUUCUCAUUCUUCAACUUCAGCACAAAGUCAGGGUGCAAGAAAGAAGUAUUCUGGGCGGCUGCUUAUUAGUGCAUCUGCAACAGUGGGUGCACUACUCCUUGUUGCACUUAUGUGUUUCUGGGGUUGCUUUCUGUACAAGAAGUUUGGUAAAAAUGACGGAAAAUGUCUUGCAAUGGAUGUCAGUGGAGGUGCAUCAAUAGUAAUGUUUCAUGGAGACUUGCCAUACUCUUCAAAAGACGUCAUAAAGAAAUUGGAGACUUUGAAUGAGGAGCACAUCAUAGGUUGUGGGGGCUUUGGAACAGUUUAUAAGCUUGCAAUGGAUGACGGCAAUAUAUUUGCGUUGAAAAGAAUUGUAAAAAUGAAUGAUGGCUUUGAUCGUUUUUUCGAGAGAGAGCUAGAAAUUCUUGGCAGUAUAAAACACCGGUACCUAGUGAAUUUGCGAGGUUAUUGCAAUUCUCCUACAUCAAAAUUGUUGAUUUAUGAUUUCCUUCCUGGUGGUAGCCUUGAUGAAGCUCUUCAUGAAAGAUCUGAGCAGCUUGACUGGGAUGCACGAUUGAAUAUCAUUUUGGGAGCGGCGAAAGGCCUAGCAUACUUGCACCAUGAUUGUUCACCCAGGAUUAUACAUCGAGAUAUAAAGUCAAGCAAUAUUUUGCUUGAUGGCAAUCUCGAGGCUCGAGUAUCUGAUUUUGGACUUGCCAAACUAUUGGAGGAUGAAGAGUCCCAUAUAACAACUAUAGUUGCUGGAACAUUUGGUUAUCUGGCUCCAGAAUAUAUGCAAAGUGGUAGGGCAAAAGAAAAGACUGAUGUCUAUAGUUUUGGGGUCCUGGUGCUUGAAGUGUUGAGUGGAAAGCGACCAACGGAUGCAUCAUUUAUUGAAAAGGGUCUGAACAUUGUUGGCUGGUUGAAUUUUCUGGUCACAGAGAAUAGGCAAAGAGAGAUUGUUGACCCACAUUGUGAGGGGAUGCAGACAGAAAGCCUUGAUGCAUUGCUUUCAAUCGCCAUCCAGUGUGUUUCUUCUAGUCCAGAGGAUAGACCCACAAUGCACAGGGUGGUCCAGUUGCUUGAAUCAGAGGUCAUGACCCCAUGCCCAAGUGACUUCUACGAUUCUAACCCUGAAUGAAAGCCUUGUGCAAAUAUAGAGGUCAGAAGUAAACCAGCAGUUGAAAGGGCGUAAAAUCUGCAAAGCUUCAUUUGGCCAUUAUAUUAGUCCAUUAUUUGUGCAGAUUUUGAUGAUUAGAAGGUAUGCUGCAGCGUUUGUGUUCUGUUUGACCUCUGUCUGAGCAUAUUUUUAGUCAUCAAUGGAAAUCAGGGUGCAUUGGGCUUCUUACACUGUCCUGGUUUUGCAUAAUUGCGUUCUUGACUUUUCUUCAUUAGAAUGGAUUUCAUCAUGAUUUAUCUAUUCCCACCCCCACCCCCCCAGCCCUCUUUUCCCCUUUUCUAUUUUGUAACCUUACCAUUUGUUAUUCUAAAUUAAGUGUAAAUGACAUUUGUAUAAAUUAAAAUUGUUUUUACUUUGCAAA